AAAAAAAACUUCAACCACUUGAACAACAACAACAAGAAGAUCAUGAAGAUGAUGAUAACCAGUUUGAUUCGAUCGAAAACAAGACAGACACUCCCGAGCUCAUUGCAAACACUCGCUGGCUACUCCCCCCAUCCUUCAUCAUCAUCAUCAUCGUCUUCAUCGUCUCCAUCGUCAUCUUUCACCCACAACUCUAACCAUCGGACAUUCAGCUCAACUCGAGAUGUGAGAUUUGGAGCGAGUUCAGUGGACCAAGACCGACAUCCACGAGCACGACGAUUGCCGGUCUACGAGCCGCCGCCUCCGUUCCCGGAGCCGGGCGACAUAGCGGGCCAACAAGCGUACCGGGAGCCUGGGAUCAGUGUAGCGCCAUUAGAGGAGCCGCUGUUAGAGUACAUGAUCGGCCUGUUGAUGCGCCAGGGCAAACGGACGAUCGCCCAGAAACAUGUGGUCACCCUGCUGGGCCAACUGCGUCUGGUCACCGGCCAGGAGCCGUUCCCCUUGCUCGUCAAGGCCGUCCAACUCGCCGCUCCCAUCGUCGUCACCCGCAACGAACAGAAACGCAUCAAGGUCACCACCGUACCCGUCCCCCUUAACGAAACUCAGAGCGCUAGGAAGGCUAUCCUUUGGAUCGUCAAACACUCCGAACGUAGACCGGGCAAAAAGUUCGGCGACCGUUUGGCCAUGGAAGUCAUCGCCGUCCUCAAUGGAAACUCAGAAGUCCUUAAACUCAAAGCAGAACAACAUCGACUAGCGUACGUGAACCGAGCAAACCUUCGAACGAGAGCCACUCGAGCUUAAACGAAAACCCGAACCGAGUUACAGAUCGAUCUUGAGAUACCAUAGUGCAAUGUAUUAGUCAUCCGGCUUCCGAUCACUAGUAGAUGAUCAAAAAAAUCAAAUAAUAUAUCGUUGAGGCAAUCUCAUCAGUCCUUGCUCAUCCAAUUCUACCAAACGCCGUCAGGUCCAAGAAUGCCCAUGAAGGCUUGUUUCUGUCUUUUCAAAAAAAAAAGGGGAGGGGGGUUUAUAAUAGUGUAGCAGCUAGAGCUCUGAGACUGCAAUGAUCUCUAGCUUGACUAAGCCUCUCUCGAUCGGAGGGUCCGGUGUAUCCAUAGAGUCCGCCCAAUCCCACCACCAAUACCCAUUUG
Messenger RNA from Puccinia graminis f. sp. tritici CRL 75-36-700-3, 1145 nucleotides. RefSeq lists its product as uncharacterized. Gene Ontology annotation, molecular function: rRNA binding; mRNA binding; structural constituent of ribosome. Lineage: Eukaryota; Fungi; Basidiomycota; Pucciniomycetes; Pucciniales; Pucciniaceae. The transcript has 3 exons. Gene Ontology annotation, biological process: ribosomal small subunit assembly; translation. The record is from RefSeq and is a predicted model, not a curated record. Gene Ontology annotation, cellular component: ribosome. Bases 43 to 798 code for a protein of 251 amino acids.